AUGGCAGGAUCCACGUCAAACCAAACCCCGGUAUCAACACUGAAACGGAAACGAAGCAAUGAGUCAAGCAAUCAACCAGAGUCUGCCGCAUCCUUAACCUCCGACGCGUCACCCUUAGACCCUGCUCUCCUAGAUCCUGCUCUCCGAACGCCUACGAGUAUUAGCAAGCCAGGGACCAAUGCAGAGGAAACCGAAUACUCCAAGCAAACAGCUACCAAAAAGCCAACCAAGGGGAAGAAAUCGGCUUCCCAGCCUGCAUCGAAGUUGUCAAAACGAACCCCAUCCAGGCCACUGCCAGAUGCCUUCAAGCGAAUCUCACAUAUCCACCGUGCCUUGAAUCUCGUAUAUACAUUUUGUUGCACGCGCAAACACUUUGCAACAACUUUCGACAACAUAAAGAAGGCAGUACAAUCUCAACUCGGCCAAGGACGGGAACUCACAAUCGAGGAUGUUGCGCGAGUCAAGGUUUUCGUCCCUCAAGCCGUCAGGUUCGAGUACGUGGACGAAACAAAACUCGAAGUAAUGACUGCGGGUGAUCAGGAAAUAGCUCAAUAUGGUUUACACAAACGAUCGAGUUUAGCAACCUCGGCAGACAUGGCCGCAGCCGAAGACACCGAUGGUGAUGUUUACGGGUCGGAUGGCACCAGACAUGUGCUAUUGUUUGAAUUCGUCGACGGUGACCUAAAGCGAGAAGUGCGCCAUCCGAAGACCGGGGAGCCUACUAAGCCUUCGCGCCGCAUGAAAGACGAGGAUUUGAAAAUGCCCGUCUACAGCCAAAAGCAGAUGCUAGGUCUGAUUGAGAAGCGCAACGCCAAAUUCUCGGAUGCGCUUAACAACUUCCUGGUUCAAUGUGAGGAUGAUAACACAGACCCUGUUGAGUCUCUUGAAAGAGAGAAGGAUCUGUUUCUGCCCACACCUCCAGACAGCGGCUCAAAUACACCUGCGGUUGUAGCUAAAGCACCAGCAACAAUUCCAAAAGAGCGCAAAUCCAUCGAGGAAAUCAUCGCGGAAAUUCGGCAGAUGCAAUGGUAUCACGCACAAAUUGUGCCCGAAGGUCAUCGAGUGUUCGAAGCCCAGUCUCCUGUCUUUGGAGAUUUGACAUUUCAGCUCUCGCAAGACAUGGUCAAUGCCCUCUACAAUACAAGAGGCAUUACCCAACUGUACUCUCACCAAGCAGAGGCAAUAAACCACCUUUACGAAGGCCACAAUGUCAUUGUAUCGACCUCAACAAGCUCGGGCAAAUCCCUUAUCUAUCAGGUUCCCAUGCUUCACGAGCUGGAAAAGGACGCUGAAAGCAGAGGAAUGUACAUAUUCCCCACCAAGGCUCUAGCACAAGAUCAACGACGCAGCAUGAUGGAUCUCCUACAGUAUAUGAACGGGUUACAGCAUACGAUGGUGGAAACAUUCGACGGAGAUACGCCUAUGUCAAGUCGAAACUUGAUCCGUGAUGAGGCACGAAUCAUUUUCACUAAUCCUGACAUGCUACACAUCACGAUCUUACCACAAGAAAGUGCCUGGCGGACUUUCCUCAAGAAUCUCAAGUUUGUCGUUGUCGAUGAGCUUCACGUUUACAAUGGUUUGUUUGGAUCCCAUGUCGCGUUUGUUAUGCGGCGGCUACGCCGGAUUUGCGCUGCUGUAGGUAAUCGUCAUGUUAAGUUCAUAUCUUGCUCUGCUACUGUUGCAAAUCCCGAAGACCACAUGAAAUCUAUCUUUGGAGUGCAGGAUGUGAAAUUGAUAGACUUUGACGGUUCUCCUUCUGGUCGCAAGGAGUUCAUCUGCUGGAACACUCCGUUCAAAGACCCACAAGACCCAACGUCUGGACGCGGUGAUACUGUGUCUGAGACGGCAAGGCUCUUUUGUCAACUGAUUCUCAGGGGCGUGAGAGUGAUUGCAUUUUGUCGCAUCAGACAGCUUUGCGAAGUCCUUUUAAAGGCCGUGCGAGCAGAAUUUGAUACCCUCGAACGCACAGAGGUGGGAAAGCUUGUGAUGGGCUAUCGAGGCGGGUACAGUCCUCAAGAUCGACGCCAAAUCGAGAAGGAAAUGUUCGAGGGAAGACUGAUGGGAAUUGUGGCAACCAGCGCUCUGGAACUGGGUGUUGAUAUUGGAUCACUGGAUGCAGUCAUCACCAUGGGGUUCCCUUUUUCCAUCUCCAAUUUACGCCAGCAAAGUGGCCGAGCUGGAAGACGUAACAAGGAUUCACUUUCAGUGCUAAUCGGAGAUCGGUACCCGACUGACCAGCACUAUAUGCAAAACCCAGACGAGAUCUUCACAAAGCCAAAUUGCGAACUGCAAAUCGACCUGUCCAACGAACUCAUUCUGGAAGGCCACGUCCAAUGCGCAGCCUUUGAGAUGCCCAUCCGCCCAGAAGAUGACAGUUGCUACUUCGGCCAUCAACUCCUCGCCCUCGCCCCAACUCGACUGGUAAAAGACUCAAUGGGCUUCUACCACUGCAACGAACGUUUCCGCCCCCAGCCCUCCCGCUGUGUCUCAAUCCGCGACACAGAGGACCAACAUUUCGCAGUAAUAGACACAACCAACAACCGCAACAUCGUCCUAGAAGAAGUCGAAGCCUCGCGCGCCUUCUUCACAAUCUACGAAGGAGGCAUCUUCCUCCACCAAGGCCAAACCUACCUAGUCAAAGAGCUGAACCUAGACAGUCGCUUUGCACGCGUGGUCCGCGUAAACGUCGACUGGAGCACAAUGCAGCGAGACUACACAGACAUCGACCCAAUAGAAACAGAAGCAAUGCGCGCCGUUGGCACAGACCCAUCAUCGUCGCGCGCAUUCUUCGGCGCCAUCCAAAUCCACGCUGUCGUCUAUGGCUUCUUCAAAAUCGACAAGCGGGGCCGUGUCCUCGAUGCCGUGGCUGUCGACAACCCACCCAUCGACAUCCUCACCAAAGGCAUGUGGCUUGACGUUCCAACGCGCGCAAUUGAUGUCCUCCAAUCUCACAGAUUGAAUGUCGCGGCGGCAAUCCACGCCGCGGAACAUGCUGUCCUCUCCCUCCUCCCCUCCUUCGUCGUUUCAUCGCCGGGCGACGUCCGCACAGAAUGCAAAGUCGCAAAGAAAGAACUGGGUAAAUCACUCCGUCGCGCGAACGUGCCAGAUGAAUUUGAAAAGAAAUUACAGCCGCCUUCGCGGCAGAGGCCUGCUCGUCUUACCUUUUAUGAUGCCAAGGGUGGAUCGUGUGGAUCUGGAAUUGCUAGUAAGGCGUUCGAGUUUAUUGGGUUGCUUCUUCGGCGGGCGGUUGCGCGGAUCGAGGCUUGUUCUUGUCUUUCGCCGCAGGGCUGUGUGGAAUGUUGCUGUGAUGAGAGGUGUAAAGAUAUGAAUGUCGUUAUGAGUAAGGCUGGGGCUGAAGUUGUCUUGAGAUGUUUGCUUGGGUGGGAGGUUGAUGUUGAUGCUUUGCCUUGGGGAGAGGAUGUCGAUGGGGAGGAGUUUGGGGUUGGGAGGUCUAGGGAGUUGGCUGGUGGGUUGGAAACUGUUGUUAGGGCCGAGGAUGUGCCGUGGAAGGUUGGGUGUCGUGUUGAGGAGAAAUGA
Penicillium nucicola is the source of this 3537-nucleotide messenger RNA. RefSeq names its product ATP-dependent 3'-5' DNA helicase. Gene Ontology annotation, molecular function: ATP binding; nucleic acid binding. Bases 1 to 3537 code for a protein of 1178 amino acids. The transcript has a single exon. NCBI's taxonomy places the organism in Eukaryota, Fungi, Ascomycota, Eurotiomycetes, Eurotiales, Aspergillaceae. The record is from RefSeq and is a predicted model, not a curated record.